Hypomesus transpacificus is the source of this 1415-nucleotide messenger RNA. RefSeq lists its product as uncharacterized. The transcript has 2 exons. NCBI's taxonomy places the organism in Eukaryota, Metazoa, Chordata, Actinopteri, Osmeriformes, Osmeridae. The record is from RefSeq and is a predicted model, not a curated record. Bases 1 to 714 code for a protein of 237 amino acids.
AUGGACCCUAAAACAUGUAUUUCUGUCAGAAUCUAUUUUAGAGAGAAGAUGAAAAGGAGGCAACCUCCAUUAACAGACUCCGGAGUCAGGCGGAGGGCACGCUUUGCAUUAGAAAAACGACUCCAUGACAUUGCAGACGACUCUCAUUUAACAGAACAGGCGGUAGAAAACAGGGCAGACCCAUGUGACAACACCAAUGACAGCGAUGGCAACCAUGAUUGUGACUCUAGCGUUACUCCUCAAGUGGAGGAUGACAAUUCAGAUGACCAUCACACAGACAUAGAAUGGGGGGGAGAAGAAAUGGUUUCAGAGUCUGAUGAUGACACUGAUGAAGAGCAUGUGAGCCUUUUGGACAGCUUAGCCAAUUGGGCUGUACAGUUCAGUAUUUCUUUGGUCGCGCUCACAGCCCUCCUUACCCUGUUGAGGGUGUACCACCCAGAACUGCCAAAAGAUGCUAGGACUGUCCUCAAAACAGAAAUUAAUUACAAAAUACAAGAAAAAUGUGGUGGGUUGUAUCAUUAUACAGGUAUCUUGGCAGCGCUUCGUAACACCUUAUCUCAACAUAUACGCAAUGUUGCUGAUGGCUUUAAAUUCAAGCUGCAGAUUAAUAUUGAUGGGUUACCACUGUUUAAAAGCUUUUCGUUCCUAGCUUUAGACUGGGGAAGACCGGCACUGGACCUGUUCCUUGCUCUGCGGCUCAGCUGCACAUCCUGACCCUGCUGGAACACAUCAAGCAGCAACAAAUGCAACUUGCUGCUGCUGUCAACAGUCUUGCUGCAAGAGUGGGUACAGAAACUCCAGUGGCUGAGAUGCCGGACAAUAUGAAUUUCCCACUGACCACCGUGUCUGAAGUGGAGGAGUUGGAGGAGUGGCUGAAAGACUCAAGGAAUUCUCAUGCUAAGCAAAACAUGGUAUAAAGCCAACAACUUCAUUGUCUUUUUACAUCAUCACCUUUAAGGCGACAUCCAUCACUGCUGUUUAGUCUACUGGGUUUUAAUAUUGUUUAGCUGGUGUUGAGUGCAGGGUUCUGUUCAGAUAAACCCAGCAUUUGAUGCAGAAUUGCAAACUUCAUAGAGUUCACAAAACAACAUUUUUAGACCUGAUUUCAUGAGCCAACAAAACUGUGCAUAAUUGUAGCAAAUAUUUUGUCUUGAUCAAGAAGAAACCUUUUUUUAUCUUGUCAGAUUUCUGCGCUUGGUGCAGUAGGAGGACAGAACACCAAGAGAAUAUCCUGGAAUGUUCUAUCAAAGAUUUUCUCCGACACAGUGGCCAAAAUAAUUAAUUGGAAAGGAGUAAAUGGCAAAAAAUGUUUCAAAGAAAUGCUCACGAGAACUCUGUUAAUCAGUAAGUAUUGUAAAAUACAGUGAAGUAGCUGUCAAAACAAUGGAGCAGUGGUUCUCAAGGACCACCUGUCC